Austrofundulus limnaeus is the source of this 1664-nucleotide messenger RNA. RefSeq names its product protein FAM212A. The record is from RefSeq and is a predicted model, not a curated record. Gene Ontology annotation, molecular function: protein kinase binding; protein serine/threonine kinase inhibitor activity. Bases 367 to 1317 code for a protein of 316 amino acids. NCBI's taxonomy places the organism in Eukaryota, Metazoa, Chordata, Actinopteri, Cyprinodontiformes, Rivulidae. The transcript has 2 exons. Gene Ontology annotation, cellular component: nucleus.
GCUGUGUCCUCAAAACAUCAGGACCCAGAAAACUAAAUAUGAAUAGCUGAGGCUUUGUUUUAUAUUUAUCUCAUUGUGAUCAUGAACAGUUGAGGUUGAGUCGAUUCACGCCCAGAUCAAUGAAAAUGGGGCGUUCACUCGUUGCUUGGUGUGGUCGAGUAAAUUAACGGAGAGAUAAACUUGCUGUUAUGACAGCCACUGUCUUCUUUAAGCAGCAGGUCAGCUGGAUUUAGGAUUUCAAUAGGAGAAAAAGCGUUGCGUCACUGAUUUAUUAAACUUGCCCCAAAACAAGUCUGAACCUGUCUUCUGCAACACUUCAGCUGAAAGCUUUGCUUACGUGAUUCGGGGGGAUGCUUGCAGGAGCAGAUGCAGUACAUGAUGAGGUCACUCCAAGACCUGAAGCGACUGCGGAAAGCCUGCCCCGAGGCCAGGCGGCCCCUCGGCCCCCUCAACACCCAGCUCCCGGCUUUGGCGCGCCACUCGGCCCUGGCGCGAGCUUGUCAGCAGCGGGCGCUGCAGCGGGAGCAGCGAGCCCGCCUGCGCAUGUCCGACGCCAGCACGGCCAGCACCUACGACUCGGCCUGCUGCCUGGUGAGCCCCCUGGAGGAAGAGGAGGAGGAGGAUGGUGCGAGCGGGCGGAUGAGCUUGAGACGGGAUCUGCGCUCCCCCAGCAGUCAGAAAAGUCUGGAGUUUGAUUCGGGAUACUCUGAGGCCUCCUGGCAGGACGACGGCGUGGUCCUCAGGAGGACGAGGAACGUGCGCGUCUCGUCCUCCGCCUGCCUGCGGACAAACCGAGCUCAGAGCUGUCGCAUUCGACCCAAAUCCACUUCUGACGCCUGUCUGGAGACAUGGACUUCAUUCGAGGUCGGUGACCCAGAGGACUGGACUAACUCCUUACUGACCAGAGGGCGCAACCGCCAGCCUUUGGUUCUAGGAGACAACAGCUUUGCAGACCUCAUACAGAACUGGAUGGACCUGCCUGAUUGUCCUGAACCCAAAGAGCUGCAGCCAAACUCCAGACAAAAACUGGGGCGAGGCUUCUUCGGCAACAUGAGGAGGAAGCUGACCGGUUUUUCCAAAAGUGUGGAGGACAAGGUGCGGAUGAGGUCUACGGACUCUUCUCACGUGAACAGAACUGCCAACGCCUCGAAGCGUCUGUCCUGUCCGGUUGCAGCGUCGCAGCCCAAAGUGCCGUUCUUCCAUCAGUCCCACUCAGGCAUCAAUCAGAUCGAUACAGACUUCUACCACUUUGCAGCCGUCAUGAAGUCCGGCAGCCGACAACCAAUUAUAUGCAAAGACAUUAUUGGUUACAUCUAACAGAGCUGUAAACAAACUGGAAAAUCCUCAGAGUCACUUUAUUUUUAUAUUAUUUCACAUUUUGGACGGGACUGUGAAACUGAAAUGUUCUCACGAUUAAAACCCCACAUCUAUUUAUGUUAUAUUUUGCAUGUGACACAAAAAGUAUGUUAGCUGAUUUGAUUUUGAAUCCAGACCAAAAGAAGGUUUUUAUGACUGAUUGUGGAUUCCUCUGUUUUUUUUUUUUUAUAUUUUUUUUAUUUAAUUUUUUUAUGUAAGACACUGGGUUAUAUCUGCAUUUGAAGCUGCCUGGUUCAGUGUCAUUGUUUAAUAAAUGAGAGAAUUCCAAAUAAAAGUGAUAUCACACA